Messenger RNA from Acipenser ruthenus (sterlet), 1626 nucleotides. Its product is annotated as uracil-DNA glycosylase-like. Gene Ontology annotation, molecular function: uracil DNA N-glycosylase activity. Lineage: Eukaryota; Metazoa; Chordata; Actinopteri; Acipenseriformes; Acipenseridae. Gene Ontology annotation, biological process: base-excision repair, AP site formation via deaminated base removal; base-excision repair. The record is from RefSeq and is a predicted model, not a curated record. The transcript has 6 exons. Gene Ontology annotation, cellular component: mitochondrion; nucleus. The coding region runs from base 217 to 1128 and encodes 303 amino acids.
CAGCGUGGCGCCAUAACCCAGUCACAGGAAGUAGAAAUCUGUAAACACAUCGUGGCUGAUCUGCGUAUUGCAGAUUUUGUAUGUGCAGUACUGUGUACUUUUUUCCCUCCAUUUUACCGACUGGUCUCAAAAUCUGUUACGAGGAGUAAUAUUAAUUGUGUGUUUUUGUUAAUGUAUUUGUAGUCUUUAAAACGGAAUCCCAGUUAAGAGUUAACCAUGUUAAAUGUUGGUUUGUUGCGUUAUGUCUGCAAAUCCAGGGUAGGUGCGGGUCGACUCGACACACUUACUAUUUUCUUACCUCGCUGCCUCACUGACUAUACUAAGGUGACGCCGGUAAAGAGACUGAAACCCGAGGAAAAUGAGGCACCGCUUUCCCCUCCGCUUAGCCCGGAGCAGCUGGACCGAAUCGAGAGGAACAAACGCGCGGCUCUGGAGAGGCUAGCGGCCAGGAACGUCCCUGAGGGCUUCGGAGUCAGCUGGCGGAAGGCUCUGAGCGCAGAGUUUGGCAAACCUUAUUUUAUCAGGUUAAUGGCGUUUGUAGCAGCGGAGCAAAGACGUCAUACCAUCUAUCCUCCCCAGAAACAGAUCUUUAGCUGGACUCAAGUGUGUGACAUCCAAGACGUUAAAGUUGUGAUCUUGGGCCAAGAUCCGUACCACGGUCCCAAUCAAGCACAUGGCUUGUGUUUCAGUGUACAGAAGCCGGUCCCGCCUCCACCCAGCCUGGAAAACAUGUACAAGGAACUGGCUGCAGAUAUUGAAGGGUUUGAGCACCCAGGGCACGGGGACCUGACCGGAUGGGCCAAACAAGGUGUCCUACUCCUCAAUGCGGUGCUGACAGUGCGUGCACACCAGGCCAAUUCACACAAGGACCGGGGCUGGGAGCAGUUCACUGACUCUGUGGUGCAGUGGCUGAACAAAAACCAGGAAGGCCUGGUCUUCAUGCUGUGGGGGGCUUACGCACAGAAGAAGGGCUUCUCCAUUGACAGGAAGCGACACCAUGUGCUGCAGGCAGUGCACCCCUCCCCUCUCUCUGCCCACAGAGGAUUCUUCGGCUGCAAGCACUUCUCCAAGACUAACGAGCGGCUCCAGAAAUCAGGGAAGAAGCCCAUCGACUGGACAGCACUGUGAGCUCCAGGAAAGCAAGUUCCAGCCUCUCAGCCCUUUGACUAGCACGGCACCCGCAGAAUAAGCUAAAGAAGAAAACAACCCCAGUUCAUGAUUUAAAAGAAGUAUUCACAUACGAGUCACAUUCCUUGUUUUAUUAAGACUUAAGAUAAGCCUCUGUCAAUGCAAGCGGUCUAGUCAAGUUGUUCGUACUCUGCUGUACUUUAUUUAUAAAAGACUAUGAUGGUCCUAGACUAUAACCACUAAGCAAAAGCGCCUCAUUAAGUUGUUGGUAGGUUUUCCCAGGUGUGUUGUACUAAGAUAAGGAGGAGGGAGGCUGGUCAGAUAGUGAAACUCCUUUGUACAUUUAUUGUAAAAUUGUAUAUACACAUUUAUUUCAUUGCAUGUUUUGUUUGUUGGUUUAAUGCAAUGUUUUUGCAUGGCAAGUCAUUUGAAUGGGGAGGGUGAAUGAAUGGUAUGUUUUAAUUUGUACAUGUUUUAAAUAAAUAUUUUUCUAUGGUG